Eriocheir sinensis (Chinese mitten crab) is the source of this 1231-nucleotide messenger RNA. RefSeq names its product protein maelstrom homolog. The record is from RefSeq and is a predicted model, not a curated record. Gene Ontology annotation, biological process: negative regulation of DNA-templated transcription; piRNA processing; male meiotic nuclear division. Gene Ontology annotation, cellular component: P granule; nucleus. Gene Ontology annotation, molecular function: sequence-specific DNA binding. The transcript is spliced from 4 exons. Bases 51 to 599 code for a protein of 182 amino acids. NCBI's taxonomy places the organism in Eukaryota, Metazoa, Arthropoda, Malacostraca, Decapoda, Varunidae.
GCGGUGCUCUCCCUCCUCCUCCUCCUCCUGAGUAUUCCUGGCGGGCAGCGAUGGGCAAGCAGAAGAGACGCAACGCCUUCUUCUACUUUAUGAUGGCCAAGAAACCCGAGGUGGAGAAGCGGCUCAAGAGAAAGAUGGAGAUGGCCAAGCCGGUGACGGCGGAGUGGCAGGCACUCCCGGAGGAACAGUGGAAGAAGUACCAGCUGAUGACCGGAGAAAGCAGGGAGAGGCUGGACUGCCGAGGGGUGCCGCUGCGGUGCCUGGACGAGGCGGCCCAGGAGAAAAAGCACCAGGCUGAGGAGAUGAAGAGGGACAAUGCUGACUUGGUGGACAUGUCCCGGAUGUGCAAUGCGCUGCACCAGGCCAGCUUCAUCCUAGUCAGCACAAGCUAUUAUACCCACACUGACCACGGCCACUAUGUCACCGCUGAGCUGAGUCUGCUGCGCUUCAGCCAAAGGAACGGAAUCAUGAAGUUGUUUCACUGUGUUGUUGCGCCCAUCGUGCUGCCUCGGCCAGGAAGCACUCGCUGGAGACUCACACGCUGCUGGGUGACUCGGAGGGCUUGGGGAACAGCCUUGAGGAAACUGCCAAGAAUCUGAAGCAGCUCUUGUCCAAGGUGAGGUGUUAGUGACGGGGUGCAGGUCUCCCAUAGUUCCCAGUGCAGAGAAACGGUUUGAGGAGCCCAAAAAAGGUUGCGUUGAGGAGUACAAGGCAUAGGGUCCCCCUAACAUGAGACAGGUACUGAAGAAAUUCAGGCAAAAUGGAGGCGUAGCUUCAGUGAGAUUUAUCGCUCUGGGAGUGGCGGGACUUUGUGUGUGUGUGUGUGUGUGUGUGUGUGUGUGUGUGUGUGUGUGUGUGUGUGUGUGUGUGUGUUAGGGAGUCGGCUCCAGGGUGCAUUGUGAGGAAAGCCUGCAAAGGGCAGUGGGUUAGCCCCUUCACUACGGCCGGGCCAAAACAGCGCCCCGCGCCGUAACCGGGAUCGCCGCGCGCGCCAAAUUUCAAAUGUCGCUAUUGAAUGUAACAAGUUUUCAGCCACAAACUCAAAACAAUCAUCAUGUAUUAUAUAUGAGAACAUGCAUAAUUAAAUGGUGCACAUAAAGAAACUUAAAUUAAUUGAUAGUUUUGAGAUGUAAGCAUAAAUAUAGAGACAAAAUAACUCGUAUAUUAGUUAAAGCGAGCCUGGACGAAGUAUGCAAGUCCUCGGAUAUGGUACGGGGCACGCAAGGAUGCA